Molecule: messenger RNA, 5265 nt
Organism: Chlorella variabilis
Lineage: Eukaryota; Viridiplantae; Chlorophyta; Trebouxiophyceae; Chlorellales; Chlorellaceae
Exons: 10
Coding region: 1-5265 (1754 amino acids)
Source: RefSeq, a predicted model, not a curated record
AUGACGGCAGAGGCGCUGGCCGGUCUGGCCUACAGUUUCCAGCCGCUCAGCCUCCAGCCCGCUCGGGGGCGGGCCGUAGAGCGCGGAGCCGAGCCGCAGCCACGGCCCAGGAGCAGCGGCAGCGGCAGCGACCGAGGCAGCGGGGGGCCGGCCCGCAGCGUGGCGUUCAACCUGAAGGAGCGGCGUCCGGGGCCUGCCUACAACUCGCCAGAGGGGUCGGAAGCUGGGUCCGGCAACCAGCAAACCAGCCCUGGGGCAGCCAAUGCGGCGGACGAUAGCGCCAGCGCCUCGUCUCGGCCGGCGGGCCUGGCACACUUGAAACUGGCCAGCCUGAGGCGCAGGGCCAUGGCGGGUAGCGGCGCGGCGGCAUCGGCACUGCCACACUCGCUUCCAGCAGCGGCGACCGCAGAAGGGGUGGUGCCUGCAGCCCAGGAUGCGGAGGCCAGAGCAGCUCGCCCAGCGCCCGACGACACCGCCGCCAGUCGCGGUGCGCCAGCAGCUGCCGUGCCGGCAGCGGCGGAGGCGGAGCAGCAGGCGGCGCUGCUGCGCGGCGUGGAAAGCGCGCUGGCAGGCUGCGGCUCGCAGGUGCUGCAGGAGCCCCCCCCAGCCGUGGCGCUGCCGCACCAUGUGCUGGUAGGCAUGCGGGUGCUGGCCACGCCGCCACCUGCCCCAGGGCCUGCUGCAGCCGGGAGCAGCGGCACACACCAAGCUACCAGCGAGCAUGAGGGCUUUCAAAUCGCCGCCUACCGCCCAGUAGCGAGCGUCAACGCCGAGCCGGCGGCAGGCGGCGACAGCGCAGCCCUUGAGCCGGCAGAAGCCGCAUGCGAUGCCAGCACCGCAGCCUGCAGCAGCCAGCAGCAGCCGCCUGCCACCCUGCAGGCAGCCCUGUGCUACCUGGGGUUGCUGGCUUCGCCGCGGCAGCAGAACAGCGUUGGGAGCCUGGUGGCAAGCAGCAGCAGCCAGGGCAGCUCAGGCAGCGACUGUCAGCUGCAGUGGGUGCAGCUGCGGGCGGUGCAGCUAGUGGUGGCAGCCAAGCGGGCAGCAGCGGUCGAUUCCAAGCUGCUGCCGCUGGUCCGGCGGCUGCGCCAGCUGCGCAUGCUCCUAGCUUUCCAUCAGACCAACCUGCAGCGUGGGCGCAGCCGCAGCCCUCGGGGCAGCAGCAGCAGCAGCCCCAGGCCGCCGCCCGGGCCCUGGCUGUCUGGCAGGUCGAGCUCGCUGGACAGCAAGCACCGCAGCAGCAGGAGCAGCAGCCCCGGGGCCCAGCUGCAGCCCAGGCCCAAGGUGGCGUGGCCCAGCCCCGAGGCUUCUGAGCUGCAGAUGCAGCUGCUGGGCAGCCUGCGCCAAAAGCUGCUCCUGAAGCUGGGGCUUGCUGUGCUCCGUCAGGAGGUGGCUGCAGGGCGCCUACGCCAGCGCCUGCUGGGACACGUGGCAGCCAGUGCGGCAGCAGACCUCUGCCACUCAGCGUUGCUGGGCUGGCAUGCAGCAGCGGUGCCCACCCAGCAGCAGGAGGCAGCGGCGCAGGGUCUGGCCCGGCAGCUCAGGCAGCGACGGCAGCGGGCGCAGCUGACGGCGUGGCGGCGCUCGGCCGCGCGCAGCGCCUGGCGGCGGCGCCAGCUUGCGCGUGGCCAGAUGGCGCUUCGCCGGCACUUGCUGGCAGCGGGUGUGCAGCACUGGCGGUGCUACUGCCAGCAGCAGCUGGUGCGGCGGCUGCAGGAGGCGCUCGCUGCUCGCUGGCUGGCGGCGUGGGGCAGGCGCCGCGUGUUUGCCGCAUGGCGGCGGACAGCCAGCCGCUCUGCGCUUCUGAAAUCAGCGCUGCUGAGCCCGCAGAUGCCACGUGUCGGCAGCGGGGCAGAUUGCAGCGGCGGGGCAGGUCAGCGCCCACAGCUGCCAUCUCAGCUGGAAGCGCUGGCCGUCACUGCCGCCGCCUUCCAGCCCAUCAAAGAUUUCGUGGCGGAAGCCGUGCAGCAGCUGGGGCAGCUCUGCAAGGGCCUGCGCUUUGCGGCGGCAGGCAGCAGAAGCAUGGCAGCAGCGGGCUGGCACGGCGGCUUGGAAGGAUGGGCUCGGCAGCAGCAGCAUUUGGGAGCUUCAAUGGGCUCGGUUGAGGCCUUGUUGGCACUGGUGCCGCCUCCCAGGCAGCAGCAGCAGGCGCCGGCGCUGCCUGGCUUGCCCGCCAACGUGACAGAGCAGCCCCUGGCAGCGGACGGCUCAGCCACACGCAUGCAGCUGCCUUCUCUGGCUGUUGGUGCGCAGCACAACCCUCAGGAGCAUCACAGGGGUGCAGCAGGGCACGCUGGCAGGGCCCGGCGGUCGGCCGCCGUGGCAGCAGACGCGCCCGCCGGUGUAGGGGCGGAGCUUGUCGAGUGCCAAGAGCGGGUGCAGCGCCCGCAGCAGCAGCUGGCGGAGCUGGAGCAGGCAACACGGGGGCGCGGCUUUGGGCUGGAGUCGGAGGGACUUCAGCACCAGUGCCGGCAGCUGGAGCAGGCUGCGCAAGCGGCGCAGCAGGCGGCAGGCAGCCAGCGGCAGGCAUGUGCGGCUGCUGAUGCUGCAAAGGAGGCAGCUGCAGCAGCCAUGCAGGCGGCGGCGCAGGAGCAUGCGGCCGCGGCGGCAGGGUGCGAUGCGCAGGAGCGGCAGGUGCAGCAGCAGCAGGGGGAUUGCCAGGAGGCGGCGGCGGCGGCGGCGGGGGCCCGCGCUGCACUCAAUGCUGCGGCUGAGCUGCAAGCUCUGUCUGGCAUGGGGGUGCAGCGGUGGAGCAAGGCUGUGGAGGGCAUUGCCAAGGAGCUGGCUGCCUGCCACCGCACGCAGCAGGCGCCGGUGAUGGUGCGGCUGAAGGAGGCCAGGCAGCGGCUGGAGCGGCACAGGCAGGAGGCGGCAGCUGCCGAAGAGCAGCUGCCGCAGCUGCAGGCGGCGGCACAGGAGGCAGAGCAGCGUGCAGAGCGGGCGAGGCGCGCUCUGGCGGAGGCACAGCAGCGCCUCGUGGCUGCCGCCGAGCGCCGUGCGUGCCUACAGCAGCAGCUCAAUGCUGCCAUGGGGCGGCACGAGGCUGCGGCAGUGGCAGCGGUGGCGGCUGCGCAGGAGGCGAGCGCCACGGAGCAGCAGCAGCGCCUGCUGGCCGCGCAGCAGCAGGCAGCUGCGGGGCGGCUGCGCCAGGCGGCACAGCAGGUGAUGCGCAAGCAAGAGGAAGCAGUGCAGCUGCAGGCGCAAGUGCAGCAGCUGCAGCAGCGGCACAGGGAUGCCGUGGCGGCGGCGCUGGCGGCAGCCCCGCAGCAGCGCCGCGGCGCGCUGAAGCGCCGCUUGCAUGCGGUGCAACAGCAGGAGCAGGGAAGCACAGCCCUGCCGUCGCCGCCGCCGGUGCAGCAGCGCAGGCCGCCGCCGGCAGCUGCCACCGCAGUGGCAGCCGGCAGCCAGCCAGGGGGAUUGGGAGGCGCAGGCUCCUGCUCGCCCCUCGUGCCAGCAGCCGCAGCCGCAGCCCCAGGUGGCUCCCGCGGGGUGCAAGCUCCAGCAGCGGGGCCGCUGGUACUGUGCCUGCCGCCCUCAGGCUGGUCCUGCAGCAGCAGCUCCGAGCUGGGCAGCCCAGAGGCCGACGCUGUGCCGCCACCGCCGCUCACGGUGGACGAGGCGGCGGCUCGCUUCUCCGCCCGCUGCCUGCUGCGCCGCGGCCUGGCUGUUCUUCGGCAGGAGGCGGCGGCCACGCGGUCAGCCAUGCUGGCUGUGGAAGACAGCUGGCGGCGGCGCCGGCUCAAGGCAGUGCUCCACGUCUGGCACAGCCACGCAGCAGACGCGGCCGCCUGGCUCGCCGCAGCCUCCGCCGCUCUGCGCCGUCGCUGGCUGUUGCGCCGCUGGCGCGCGGCCGCGUCGGGGCACCGCUGGCUGCGGCAGGCAGAGGCAGCUGCAGAUGGGUGUGCCCGCCGCCGGCUUCUGGGGCACGGCAUGCGCGCCUGGCGGCAGCACGUGCGGCACGAGCGCUGGCGGGAUGCUUUGCACGAGCAAGUGAUGCAGCUGCGGCUGCGUGGCGUGCUGCAAGGCUGGCGCGGCUGGGCCAGGACGCGGCGGCAGAAGGCGGCCCGCCUGCGUGCGGCGCUGGCGGUCUACCACCGCCGCCUGCUGGAGGCUGCUGUGCGGCAGUGGCGCUGGGUGCAGCACAGCAGGGCCCUGCUGUACCGCGUGUUCAGCACGGCAGUGGGCCUGUGGCAGGAGGAGGUGGGCGCCCGCCUGCACCAGCACAACUACCAGCUGGCGGAGGCCUGCUGGCGCGCCUGGCAGCUGCACGUGCUGCAGGCGCAGGAGCAGCGGCGGCAGGCCAUGCUGGGAUAUGCGGCAGAGGCCCACAGGGAGCGGCGCAUGCAGGCGGCGGGGCUGGCAGCAUUCCGGCAGGCGGUGGCAGACGCUUGCGAGGGCCGGCGCCUGGCCCGCCUGCUAGCCAAGGCGCUUGUCGAGUGGCGGCGCCUGGCAGCAACCUCAGACCGCCAUUGGGACUAUGAGGCAGCACGGGAUCAGCGGCGGGCGCUGCUGCUGCGCUGCUCGUUGGCAGCCUGGCGUGCCGCUGCCGAGGACACGGCGGGCCUGCUGGCACGCUUCUGGCUGCGCUGGCAAGUGCAGGCGCCGCUGCGGCGCGUGCUGCUGGCGUGGCGGGCGGCAGCGACGGCGGCACAUCAGGAUCGCGUGCUCGGCAGCGCGGCGGAGGUGCAUCGCGAGCGGCGCCUGCAGCAGCAGGGGCUGGCGGCGUUUGCCGCCCAGGCAGCGUCCAGCCGGGCACGCAGCAGCGCCGGCGCCGGUGCAAGCAGCCUGCAUAGCAUCCUGCAGCAGCCCGCGCGGCGGCAGCCAGCCUCCAAGAGGCAGCUGGGCACGGCUGUGGCAGGCCCCGGCACACGCCCCAGGGAGCGUGAGGGAGGAGAGUGCAGCGGUUGUGGCGGCGGCGGGUUCACCGCCACAAUUCUGAUCAGCCAGGGGCAUUGCAAUGCCGAGCUGCCAGCGACAGCUCAGCAGCAGGAGCAGGUGGCUCCAGGAGCUGCGGCAGCAGCCAGCCAUGUCACCGCAGCUGAUGGCAGCAGGUGCUUGGCAGCACAAGGUGUGGGCAGCGGCGGGACUGACUGGCGGGCGGCAGCCAGCUACUGGCGGCAGCGGCACGCCAGCUACAGCCUGCAGCAGCAGCCAGGGCUGUCGACAGCAUCAGGCGGCCAGCAGCAGCAGCAGCAGCAGCCGGUGUGUGUGCACCCUGGCACCGUUGCAGCGCUGGCAGAGCUGCGAGCAGAGUGGAGGCAGCAGUGA